AUGGCUUGUUUUUACGCCUCUCAUGCAUACAUAUCAAUCUAUAUUGUUACGUUUCUUCUCAUCUCUCGAUGGCCAACAAUAACCGGUAAAUCAAUCACUGCCAGCCAUUUAUUAACGGAACAAAGGACAUGCCCAUUUCCGUCAUUGCUGAUAUCAAAAGCUUGUAAAGGCACUGCCUCUAUCUCGUCCCAAGAACAAGGAUGUAUCCAAGCCCUAACCUCAAAUGACCGUACUUCCUCUGCAUUGACUGCAUUGGAGUUGGCUAAGGCCGCUCUAUCGUUAGCCGUGGAGAAGGUUGACCACACGAUGAUUCUCAUUGGUUCUCCAAAAAAGCCAUGUUUCAAGAGUUGUGCUGAGAACUAUAAAGAUUCUGUAGUUGAAGGGCUAAAGAAGGCAGAGUUGUCUAUGGAGAAAGGUGACCUGGAUGAGACCGAUGAGGAGCUCAGUAUGGCACGUGAUGCUGCUGACUAUUGCAGUAUGAUUUUAUCGGUUGAUCCAGACGAUACAAGAUCCCCAGUUUUUUCGGCCAACAAGGAUGUGCAUAAUCAUAUUACAUUUUCCAUGAGUGUGGCCGAUUUGUUGUAG
Molecule: messenger RNA, 585 nt
Organism: Eutrema salsugineum
Lineage: Eukaryota; Viridiplantae; Streptophyta; Magnoliopsida; Brassicales; Brassicaceae
Exons: 1
Coding region: 1-585 (194 amino acids)
Molecular function (GO): enzyme inhibitor activity
Source: RefSeq, a predicted model, not a curated record